Drosophila obscura is the source of this 2695-nucleotide messenger RNA. RefSeq names its product glutaredoxin domain-containing cysteine-rich protein CG12206. The transcript has 5 exons. Lineage: Eukaryota; Metazoa; Arthropoda; Insecta; Diptera; Drosophilidae. Gene Ontology annotation, biological process: sensory perception of sound. The record is from RefSeq and is a predicted model, not a curated record. The coding region runs from base 265 to 2394 and encodes 709 amino acids.
AAAUUGUGUGCAACAAGCGGCGAAUGCAGUCCAACAGCAGCAGCAACAGCAGCAGCAGUUGAAACAACAUCCCAAAUCUAUAGCAUUCGCACCGGUCAAGUGGAAGAACAUCUGCACCAACCAAGCCCCUGCCCCGGAACCGGAAAACAGUGCAAUAGAAAUACAAAUAUUUUAAAAUUCGGAUAUUGGAUAUUGCACCUUAACAUACCGCGAGCUGUUGAAUGUUAUAGAACAACGGGGUCGGCCACAAUAACAACGACAGCGAUGACGGCACCAGGUAGUACUAUGCUCGAGCUGGAUCAUCAGCGCCAAAGGCCGUUGCGCGGUAUUUCAAUAGUCAUUGAAUCUGCUCAACCACCAACACCAGCAACGGCAGCAACGCCAGCAGACACUACCACAGCUGCAACAACAAUGAGCAUCGACAGCAGCAAAAUAGCUGAAAUGUCGCUCAAGUCUCAGGCUGGCAUGAUGUUGGCAUUUGGCGACAGCAAUAGGACCAACAAAACCAAUGCUGACCAUACAACCAAAGAUAAUUUGGAAACUAGUUGCAACACAGAAGCGGCCACAGUAGCAGCAACAGCAACAACAACAACAGUAACCAAAAUUUAUCCACAUUUGCUUGUGCGGAUUGGCCAAUCGGAGGACUACGCAGAAAUUUCCCCAGCCACAUCUACAUGCACAGCAACAGCCACAGCAACAGCCACAGCCACAGCCUUGGCCACAACCAUUAUCAGCUGUAAUAGCAGCGUUCUGUCAGCUGAGAUCAUGGAUCCAGCUGCAACUGCAGCUGCAGCCGCAUCUCCAUCUCCACUCGCGGUUGGAGAAAUUAAAGAGAGCGCUCUCCCCAACGACGUUGUAGUCGUUGCUAGUCAGCCAUCAGCACCAGCACAAGCCGCAACAGCAGCAUCUCUUAAUGCUGUCUCGGCUGCAGCGACCGAGACAGUUGGCCAGUGCUCGCACCAGCACACGGUCAAGAUACAGAUAGCCAACGGUCAGAGCCAGCGUAGGCUUGGCAAGCAGAUCAGUGUGGUUAAGCUGAACGACAGCGAGAUGGUCCUGAAGAAGUACCAGAACCCGCACCAGCACCAGCCAAAGGCCGAGUUAACUAAAGAGGAGCAAGAGGGGCAGCAGCAGCAGCAACAGACACAGAUUUCAGCCAAUCUCACACAAAAAUCUUUACAAUCGUUGCCCAGCUAUCAGCUGUGCUAUUUGGUAUCCAGCGGUCAGUACUCACCCUGCGAAACCCUCGACAGUGGAACGGGCAGUGAUCUGGAGAGUGUCAAAUCGCCGGGCAGUGAGAUCAGCAAUGUUCCCAAGCUGGAGCUGCACCUGAAGACAACGCGGGUGCGAGUGAAUGAAUCGCCCCAGAGCGGGUCCGUCGUGUCCAUGGGCACACAUCAGCGGGCGUACAGCCUGACGGAUAGCGAGGAAUGCGAUGAGAGCAGCAGUUCCUCCCUGAGCUGCGAUUCGCUGCACUCUGGGGAGGCCUUGCCAUCCGUCCUGCUGCCCACCUCCCUGAUGAGAGACAUACGCGGUUUCGAACGGGAACCACCGACGUCCGCGGACACACUGAUGAUACCGACAGCCACAAAAAUUGACGGCCGUCCGCUGCAAUAUGAGUCCGAUCAGUUCUACACGUUCCACAUCAACGAGCUGGACAAUUUCCGCAACUUCGGGCGCGAACCAUCAGCAGACACCACAUCCACCUUCUCCUCCUCAUCCCGGGAGUACAAGUUCAACGGUUUCCCGGGAGACGGAGAGGAUACCUUCGCUGGCUAUAGGGAUGUGAGGGGUCCUUCGCAGUCACAGUCGUCGUCUUCGUCCACCAUACACUCCGCGAAGGGAACGGUGCGCGGCGUCAAGAACCGUGUGCGCGAUGGAGUAGCCACAUUCUUGCAACUGCAGCAGACCAGUGUCAAGAAUUUCAUGGAAAAGGAUGUAGGAAAAGUAGUUCUCUACACAACAAGCAUGGGCAUCAUUCGGGAGACUUAUGCCAAAUGCGCGAACGUCAAACAGAUUCUACGCACUCUGCUGAUCAAGUUCGAGGAGCGCGAUGUCUUCAUGAGCGUCGAGUAUCAACAGGAGAUAAAAGAGCGCAUGCACAACAAGACCAUCCGAGUUCCACAGCUCUUUGUCGAGGGUCAGCACGUUGGAGAUACCGAUACCGUGGAACGUUUAAACGAAAUUGGGGAGCUUCGUCAACUGCUAAGGCCCUACAAGUCCAUCGCGACGGCUUAUACAUGCCAGACCUGCGGAGGAUAUCGCCUGCUGCCCUGCCCCUCCUGUAGUGGAUCCAAGAAGUCGGUGCAUCGGAAUCAUUUCACCGCAGAGUUCGUAGCCCUAAAGUGCAUGAACUGCGAUGAGGUGGGUCUGGUCAAGUGCCCCAACUGCUGAUUACAUAUGUAAAUUUAUAAGUUGGCAGUCAAACCAUAAAACCCUUUCCCCUCUCUUCACCCAAGCAGAUCAAGCAAUACUUGUAUCUCUAGCGUAAUGAAGUUUUUUUUUUAACUAUAUCAAAAUGAUUUUUUUGUGCGCAUUUUGUUUGUCGCUUAUUAUUAACAGUUGUGAUAUUUAAGAUCAGUUUGAGCAAAAACUGAGUAGCGGAAAGAACGAAACGAAACGGAACGGAGAGGAGCCCAAACGAAACAAAAUCGAUCCAUACAUACAUAUGUGAAUCAAAGAAAUAUCGAAUAAA